GAUACGUCGCCGCACAGGCGCAGUGCGUGUACUAUGGCAUCGUGUCCAGGCUGCCGAUGGUUGCGCGUGUAACUCUGACAGACUACCGAGGCACCGUGCUGCUCGACAGCUACGUCCGCCCUACACAGCCGGUCUGUGAUUAUAGAACGGCCGAAACGGGGUUGCAGCCGCACCACCUCGCCGAUGCGCCCGUGUUCAUCGACGUCCAGCGCCAGGUCGCGUCUAUCAUCAAGGACAAAAUCCUCGUGGGCUACGCCUUGUGGGAGUUUCUCUCCGUAAUGAACCUGGCCCACCCAGCGAUCAACACCCGCGACACCGCCCUAUUCAUGUCCUUCCGUCGCACGCUCAACCAGAAGCCGAACGCCAUCAUCCCCCUCCAGACCCUCGUCAAGCACUUCAUGGGCAGGGACAUUGGCCAAAACGGCGAGGUUCCGGUGGAACGGGCUCGGGCCGCUCUAGACCUCUUCCGCUCCUGCGAGCAGACCUGGGAGGGCAUCAUUGCCACCGGGGCGUGGCCGUGUGCGCUGCCCCCCGCCGACUACCGCAACUUCUUCACCUGA
Molecule: messenger RNA, 560 nt
Organism: Trametes versicolor FP-101664 SS1
Lineage: Eukaryota; Fungi; Basidiomycota; Agaricomycetes; Polyporales; Polyporaceae
Exons: 6
Coding region: 57-560 (167 amino acids)
Cellular component (GO): nucleus
Molecular function (GO): exonuclease activity; nucleic acid binding
Source: RefSeq, a predicted model, not a curated record